ACAGGACAGCAGCUCCACUCAGAUACAGAGGUACAUCCAGAGGUGAACUGCUGACUACAGACCCACAAACACAGAGACAACAUGAAAGCUGUUGCAGCCUUCCUGCUAGUGCUGUGUUACCUGGCCGCCAGUCAUGCCUGGUCUUGCAAUGAAGCUCCACGGCUGUAUAACGCUGCACAGGUUGAUGCUGGGCUGGGGAAAGUGAUCGCAAGGGACACAUCGGGCUAUGCGUACCUCCUGAUUGGAACAUCUUGGUACAGACUGACCACCUCAGUUCGAUUCAAGCAUGUCUCUGUCGGACCUGCAGGAAUCUGGGGAGCUGACACUUCAAACAGGGCCCAGAAAUUCAUAGCUGGACAGUUUCGACAAUCCAGUGGUGCUAGCGUGCAGCAGGUGGAUGCUGGAGGUGCUGGUCAGGUUGUGGGAGUGGGUACCUCCUACCAUGCCUACUGUCUGAGAAAUACCUACGCCUUGGCUUUUGCUGGAUCGGGCUCCCUGAGCUGGAGUUACCUGGGAAGGACUAUGAGGUACUACAGUUGCAGUCCACUAAAAGGAUGCUGGGGAGUCGACACUAGUUACCGGGUCUACUACACACAGACAAUAGUCCCAUCCAGCUGUGGCACCAGUGGCUGGUAUCAAAUAUCCGGGCUAAGCCUCAAAGUGAUUGAAGUGGGGACUGAUGGAACUGUUUUUGGAUUGACCACAAGUGGCAAGGUCUACCAAAGAGCGGGCAUCACCAGUUCUAACCCCAGAGGCACAAGUUGGUCCCUGGUCUCAAUGUGCAUGUCAGUCCGCCACAUGUCCUAUGACCUGCGCAACCUCUGGGUUGUGACCACCUCUGGCUUGCUCAUGAAGUGCACACACUAAUGCUCCCUGUAAAGCAGGUGCUCAGUGUCCACCAAUCUCUGUUUGUCAUGGAAGAUCUCUUUAAGUGGUGUGUAGGCUGUCUACAAUGACUAAAUGACUGGCUUUUGAUUUUUUCUUCUCAGUGUAAAAGCUAUGGUAUAACUCUUCAUUCAUCCCCUUGUUAUUAGGCUACUGCUGAUCUGUUAAUAUUAAGGCUGCAAGGAAAUUUCCCUUUAAAUUUGCUUUAAAUGAUUAAACAUCAAUGUGCAACACAAAAUGUUUCUUUAUGAAUAAAUCUCUUCUUACAGAUCUAUGCAGAUUGAGAGUAGAUACAAUGGUAAAGAUUAGGAAAAUACUGUUAUUCAAAUAUAUUGGACUGUGUAAUAUUAGUGAUAAAUGACAAUAACAAAUGAGCAGUGUAAGAGUAGCCUAAUGCAGUAAAUAUACUUAUGUUUAACAAUGUAUAACAGCAUGUAUAACCUCCAGCUGCCAGUUGGCAUACUUUCUACUGUGCUAAUAAAUUAUAAUGCAAGCAACUUC
Messenger RNA from Morone saxatilis (striped sea-bass), 1386 nucleotides. RefSeq names its product fish-egg lectin-like. The transcript is spliced from 5 exons. NCBI's taxonomy places the organism in Eukaryota, Metazoa, Chordata, Actinopteri, Moronidae. Bases 82 to 867 code for a protein of 261 amino acids. The record is from RefSeq and is a predicted model, not a curated record.